CGCUGUCUGUCCCUGCAGGACGCCCAUGGCUUCUCCCCCGGCCGCCCCGCAGCUGCUGUACCGCAGCACCCGCCUGCUGCGCACGGCCUUCCAGCACCUCCACCAGCAGCAGCAGCGAGCCGACGUCUUCUGCGAUGUGGUCCUGUGGGCUGAGGGCGAGGCAGUGGUGGCCCACUGCAGUGUUCUCUCCGUCUGCAGCCCCUUCUUCAUGGAGCAGCUGGGCCGAGAGCUGCCCCCCCAGGGCUGCAGGGUGGUGCUGGAGCUGGCGGGGAUGAAGAUCGGGGUGCUGCGCAAGCUGGUGCACUUCUUCUACACUGCCGAGCUGGAGGUCACGCAGGAGGAAGUGCACGAGGUGCUGGCAGCCGCCCGCCGCCUCCGUGUCACCGAGCUCGAGUCACUGCAGCUCUGGGGAGGACGCCUGGUGAGACUGGGACCCCGGCGGCAGCUCGACCGCUCCUGCCUGCAUCCCACUCAAGAAGUCUCCACCACGGUGGCACACGACACGGCCGAGCCUGGCAGUGCCAGCUCUAGGGUGUCCCCCCCGAGGCAGCCACGCUCUCUGGAGCGCACACACCCCAGCCCCAUCGGGCGGAUGAAGCUGCGGAAGGUGCAGAGCUGGGGGUGCUGGGAGGUGGUGCGGGAGGUGCAGCCACCCCCUGUGCCUCUAGCAGUGCCAGUGGGUGAUGUGGGGGUGACAGAAGCACAGCCCCCCCAGGAUGUGGCUGCACAGGAGCAAGUAAGCGAGUGCCCCCCACCCCAGCAGCCCCCCAGUGCGAACGGGAUGCAGCAGCGUGGGGACUCCCCUGUGUCCCAGCAGGAAGUACCCCCAGGGACCUCUGGAAGUGACACUGAGGAGGAGGUGGAUGUGGGGACAGGGGAGCUGUUCCUGCCCCCUGGCACAGUCUGCCUCUGGCCCUGUCCCUCAUCUGAGUCAGAAGAGGAGGUGGAUGUCCUCACCUAGGGGGGGGCUGGCUC
This is a messenger RNA of Ficedula albicollis (Collared flycatcher), 975 nucleotides long. It is a transcript of the gene BTBD18, whose product is annotated as BTB domain containing 18. The coding region runs from base 26 to 961 and encodes 311 amino acids. The record is from RefSeq and is a predicted model, not a curated record. Lineage: Eukaryota; Metazoa; Chordata; Aves; Passeriformes; Muscicapidae. Gene Ontology annotation, molecular function: protein binding. Gene Ontology annotation, biological process: positive regulation of transcription elongation by RNA polymerase II. The transcript is spliced from 2 exons.